CUCUUUCUCUAUCAUUUAUAUCUAAACAUAUGUGUGUAAAUGAUUUUCGUAAACGUGUGCGUCCAUGAUACAGUAUCGUAUUUUUUGGAAAUUCGAACACGAGAAGCUGCAAUGUGCAAUAAAUGUUGAACAGUGCUAUAUUAUAUAUUUAAAAGACGCAUAAAAGAAUAGCAGAAAUUCGCACGACGAUUUGUUUGCGCAAAGAUGGCAGAGAAUUUUGGCAAGGAAACACCAUCGACUUACAAUGAAGAAGCCAAGACUGCGGGUCAACCGUUGUCGGACUUUCUGUUGCAGUUAGAAGAUUAUACACCAACGGUACCUGAUGCCAUCAGCGAGCAUUACUUGCAUACAGCUGGUUUCAACACUACAGAUCCCAGAAUAGUACGUCUGGUAUCUCUAGCAGCACAAAAAUUUAUCUCGGAGGUUGCCAAUGAUGCGCUGCAGCACUGCAAAACGCGUGGUGCCAAUCAAAACACAAAGACAAAAGGGAAGGAUCGACGUUAUACACUGACAAUGGAAGAUCUCACACCAGCAGUUGCGGAAUAUGGCAUAAUUGUGAAAAAACCACAUUACUUUGUUUGAAUAUUUGAAAAAAUUAGUGCAAUUGAGUUUUUUUUUUUUUUUUUUUUUUUUUUUUACAAAGUAUAUCGAUGGCAUCGAUAUGAAGCAACAUUUGAAUGCAAAAAUUUUUUGUCAACUAUAAUUGAAUUGCAUAAACACUACAACUAAAACAUGAAUAUUUUCCAGAAAAUUGUUAAAUAUUAGUUAUGAUAUAUUUUG
Molecule: messenger RNA, 780 nt
Organism: Nylanderia fulva
Lineage: Eukaryota; Metazoa; Arthropoda; Insecta; Hymenoptera; Formicidae
Product: transcription initiation factor TFIID subunit 10
Biological process (GO): transcription initiation at RNA polymerase II promoter
Cellular component (GO): nucleus; SAGA complex; transcription factor TFIID complex
Molecular function (GO): RNA polymerase II general transcription initiation factor activity; promoter-specific chromatin binding
Source: RefSeq, a predicted model, not a curated record